AUGAGACAAAAUCCCCAAAUCUCCCCCAAAUCACUACAUUUAUUUCCCGCCAUCAAGGUUCCCAUCGAUUCCAGCCACGGUAGUGCCCACCGGUGGCGCCGCCGUCCUCCAGCACUACUCUCCCCAGCCGAGAAGAGGCAAAACGGCGUUGGAUUUUGCUCGUGCACCAAUUUUUACAGAGUUUGCUAUAUAGAAUUGAGAAGCUAUGAGCUAUUAACCCUUCAAGAUCUGCCAAAAGUUCCUUUUGAGGAAGCAGCUAAUGAAGAACAAGAAGAGAAGUUGGAUCUUCCUGAUGUCCCAACCAAAGCACCAGUCAUCUCCGAGAUGGUGCCUGAUUUUUGGACCAAGAAAAGUUAUGGAGGAACCAUUACCUGCUUGAUGUGGAACCAGUAG
Fraxinus pennsylvanica is the source of this 393-nucleotide messenger RNA. Lineage: Eukaryota; Viridiplantae; Streptophyta; Magnoliopsida; Lamiales; Oleaceae. The record is from the annotation of a GenBank genome assembly.